Brassica napus (rape) is the source of this 1674-nucleotide messenger RNA. Its product is annotated as adenylyl-sulfate kinase 2, chloroplastic-like. Gene Ontology annotation, biological process: sulfate assimilation. The transcript is spliced from 5 exons. Bases 537 to 1367 code for a protein of 276 amino acids. Gene Ontology annotation, molecular function: ATP binding; adenylylsulfate kinase activity. The record is from RefSeq and is a predicted model, not a curated record. Lineage: Eukaryota; Viridiplantae; Streptophyta; Magnoliopsida; Brassicales; Brassicaceae.
UUGGUUAGCUCUUAGAAAGUCUUUCAUGUGAUACAUUCAAACAAAUCUGUUUGAGAACAAGAACACAAAUUCUAGUAAUAAGCAUUCUGCAACAUAUAGAUAGUAUAGCUUUAUAAAUCACAUGAUUUCUGAAUGGAGUAUUGGUAGGUUGGUAGAUGGAAAAAGUCAUAAUCAUUUCCCAAAAAAUUGGCCUCCAACAAUGACCCAUUCACACAUACCAAAACCCCUAUUUUAAGCACAAAUAUGAAGUAUGAAUUUUUUUUUUACUAAUUAGACACUUCCAGUAAUUUUCUGAUUAGUAAAAUAUGAAAAGGGUUAACUACUGUUUUUUUUUUUUUUGUUAACGAAGGUUUUGUAUUAUGGAAUAUGAUCAUGUGUUUUUUAUGGAGGAUUCUCACCAGUUUGCUUCCUCUUAAGUCUAAUUUUCCUCUAUAUAUAUUUUCAAAUACUCUCUCUUUCUUAUACAUUAACUUAUAUAAGCAGAUUUGUUUUGUACAUUGAUUCUGAGCUCUGCAACUUCUGUGAUCAAAGCUUCAAUGGAAGGCUUAGCUAUCAGAGCAUCGCGACCGUCCAUCUUCUGCUCUCUUCCAGGUCUCGGCGGCCAUUCUCAGCGACAACCUCUAAGUGACGGUUUCCUCAGGCUGCCGGCGUCGUCUAAUGCAACGGUUAACACAAACUUAGUCGCGAGUUCUGUUUCUUUUCAUCCACUCUCCGCCGUCAAUGUGUCUUCACAAGCUUCCCUCACCGCCGAUGUCCCCGCCCUUUCAGACAACAUCGUGUGGCACGAGAGUUCCAUUUGCAGAUGCGACCGACAACAACUUCUUCAACAAAAGGGUUGUGUCAUCUGGAUCACUGGUCUCAGCGGUUCAGGGAAAAGCACUGUUGCAUGUGCGCUAAGUAAAGCAUUGUUUGAAAGAGGCAAACUUACUUACACACUCGACGGCGACAAUGUACGCCAUGGCCUUAACCGAGACCUCACUUUCAAAGCUGAGGAUCGUACCGAAAACAUACGCAGGAUCGGUGAGGUGGCUAAGCUGUUUGCUGAUGUUGGAGUCAUUUGUAUAGCAAGUUUGAUUUCUCCAUACCGGAGAGACAGAGACGCGUGCCGCUCGCUGUUACCCGAAGGCGACUUCGUGGAGGUUUACAUGGACGUUCCUCUGUCUGUGUGCGAGUCAAGAGAUCCAAAGGGGUUGUACAAGCUCGCACGUGCCGGGAAGAUCAAAGGUUUUACUGGAAUCGAUGACCCUUACGAGGCGCCAUUGAAUUGCGAGGUCGUGCUGAAACACACCGACGUCUCUUGUUCGCCACGUCAGAUGGCUGAAAACAUCAUCUCUUACUUGCAAGACAAAGGUUACCUUGAAGGCUAAUUAGUCAAAUCUGAAAAAUCAAAGAGAAAAAAAAACAAUUAGAUUUUGUAAUGGUUAAAUGAUUGCUCUCUCUGGUUCUCUCGUAAGCUUGAGACGUGAUAUACGACAGUGUCUCGCUUGUCAUACUAUCAUUUGUGAAUUGUGUUAAACUCGAGAUCCAGAGGAAGGGAACAUAUAUAUUUCUAAUUUAGUUACUUAAUUAAUAAAGAGAUGUUUAUCACUUAUUGUUACUGAUUAUGUUGUAUACUUUUUUACUGUGUUGUAUACUUUGUAAUUUGUAUUACUAAUAAAAUGAUUUUCUCUGUAA